Messenger RNA from Spodoptera littoralis (African cotton leafworm), 3997 nucleotides. Lineage: Eukaryota; Metazoa; Arthropoda; Insecta; Lepidoptera; Noctuidae. The record is from the annotation of a GenBank genome assembly.
CGGGCGCGGUGGCGUAUUGGGCGGGCGGGAUCGGUGUGCGCGCGAGGGGAGGUCGAUAAGCAGUUUGGAUCGGGAGGUCGAGGCAGACGGUCGCUUGCCCUGGUCGCAGAGCGGUCGCCACGCUCUCUACAACCCUCGCUCGCUCGCUCGGUUUAUUCCGCCCUCGUGUGCACCCGCGUCGCUCGUGCCUAUCGCUCGUACCGCCGCUCGCGCUCACUACUCCGCUUAUCGCUCGCGCUCGCCGCUAGCACCCACCGCGCGCUCUCGUGGCGCUUUUCUCUACAUUUACCGAAUACAUCCUCCUGGGUUCAUGGCUGCGAAUCCCAGGAAUGAGCGACUUCAUGGGACGCUUUCAGAAGGUAGACUGGGGAGUUGUCAAACGUGACACGCACAUCCUCUUCACCAAGCUUAUCCGAACUAAGGACCCACGCGAUCUAGAAACGAACCAAGACGGACCCGGCAAACAACGACUUUCGCGAUGUCUCAGCACUUUGGAUCUCACGUCCUUGGGCGUUGGAUCCUGUGUCGGCACUGGCAUGUAUCUGGUCGCCGGAAUGGUGGCAAAGAAAUUUGCUGGCCCCGGCGUAGUCAUCAGCUUCAUCAUAGCAGCCCUGGCAUCUAUCUUUAGCGGUGCAUGUUACGCAGAGUUCGGUGUGCGCGUCCCCAACACCACCGGGAGUGCGUACAUGUAUUCGUACGUAACUGUAGGAGAAUUCUUAGCGUUCAUUAUUGGCUGGAACAUGGUGCUCGAGUAUCUCAUCGGAACCAGUGCCUGCGCAAGGGCUCUGAGUGCUUGCAUCGACUCUCUCUUCGACGGCGCGAUCUCCGUGAAAAUGACUGAAAGCAUCGGUACGAUAUUUGGCAAACCCCCUGACGUGCUGGCAUUUGGAAUAACGUUGAUGAUGAUGCUGAUCCUGAUUGCUGGAGUUCGGAAGUCUCUUUUCUUCAACAACCUGUUAAACGCUAUUAACCUCAGCAUUUGGGUCUUCAUCAUGACAGCUGGCUUGUUUUACGUGGAUGUGUCAAACUGGACUGAGCAUAACGGAUUCUUACCCUACGGAUGGAGUGGAGUUUUCACCGGAGCAGCAACGUGUUUCUAUGCCUUUAUUGGCUUUGAUAUCAUCGCGACCACCGGCGAAGAGGCCAACAACCCCAAGCGAUCUAUUCCUCUAGCUAUUGUCUACAGUCUUGGCAUCAUCCUUCUGGCAUACGUCUCCACCUCCAUGAUCCUGACUCUGAUUGUUCCUUAUGAUCAAGUGGAUACUGAUUCAGCUCUGGUACAAAUGUUUGCGCAAGUGAACGCCCCAACGUGCAAGUACAUCGUCGCUAUUGGUGCUUUGGCUGGUCUCACCGUCUCCAUGUUCGGCUCUAUGUUCCCGAUGCCCCGAAUUGUCUACGCUAUGGCUAGUGACGGAUUGAUUUUCCGGCGCCUUGCUGAGGUUUCCUUCAAAACUGGCAGCCCCUCUUUCGCAACUAUUUGCGGUGGUAUUGGUGCGGCUUUCGUGUCCUUGAUCGUGCAACUUGAAGUGCUGGUGGAAAUGAUGAGCAUUGGAACUCUGCUGGCAUACACCCUGGUGUCAACCUGCGUGCUGGUCCUCCGUUAUCAACCUCGAACGACGAACCUGAUUGAACUGCUGCCCUCACACAUCCGAACUCCUGUCGACCCUGAAGGCACCGCCAGCGGCACCCGCGAAACGACGUUCACUGCCUCGGCCCACAUCAUGCCAAGCCAACGCGUCAUGGUCCGUCGAGUCACCAGAAGUUCACCAGACUCUGAUGACACCCUGCCCGGCGAUGAGAGUGAAGAAUACCGUGACGAUGCUUUCUUGGUCAGCUCCAACCCUGAAAAUAACUACUACGGAGUUUUUGGUCAUCCAGAAAUGUUAAACUAUCGUGAUCUAUAUGCAGUUGGCGCCGGAUCUUCAGGAAAUUCCAGCUUCUGCAGCCGAUUCUUCACCGCAUUGGGCCGUCAACUGCACUCCAUGAGCUACCUGUGCCCUGGUCUCUUCCCCUGGGUUGAUUGUGGACCUGCUACCGAUCUGAGUGGAUUGUUCGUCAUCAAGGCAGUAGGAGUCAUGUAUCUGCUGAUCAUCUGUUUCGACAUGUUUGCUGCUUUCGGAAGCCCUGGAACCUCCACUUUCACCAACGUUUCGAUGUUACUGCUCGUUUUUGGAAUUUUUGCUAUCCUUCUGAUGAUCUCCCGACGCCCACAGAACCGUGUUGCCCUGAUCUACACUACACCCGGACUGCCCUUCGUGCCAACCAUCGCUAUCAUCGUUAACAUUUACUUGAUUCUGAACCUCUCUUACUUGACCCUGGUACGAUUCACGUUUUGGAUGGCUAUUGGCUUAGUGGUAUACUUCAAGUACGGCAUUAUUAACUCGUCAAUGGAGAAGAAGGACUCUGAUGAUACUGUCGAGGUCCCACCGAUCCCUAACCCUCUGGACCGCACCACGAUCCCUCCUCCCUCCCCCCACCAAUCACGACCAACCGGCGACCGAAAUAUCUUUGAAGGAGAUGGAAACGAAGGACUGUAUGGAAACUUGGAGUAUAAUUCUUUGCUAACAUGGCAUGAGUCGAACUUACCACCUGUGGCCUCCUCUAGCGGCUUUUCAACUCCAUCAUCCGGGAAUCGAAUGCAAACUACUUAUAAUCCAACCACCACCUAUCGUCAAGCGGAGACACGUUAUGAUGUGGACACUAACACGACCACCACUGCACUUGGCCGACCACCUUGGGCUUACCCGGGUGCUGACAUCGCAAUCUAUGGAAAUUGGGAGGACUAAAUACCACCGUCAACGACUGUCACCAAUCAUACCAUACCAGACUGAGCGCACGAUUAGGCUUUUUCCAUAUUUAACUCCCUAUUAAAUAUAUUAUUCGUUUUAUACAAAAUUGACAUAUGUAUUAUGUCUGUAUACUUGUUUUUAUUUAAGGUUUUAAAAAUCGAAGGCGUGAUCAUCUUUAGGACUAAACAGCAUUGUUCCUGUACAUUGUGAUACAUAAAUACUCUACUAAGGCAUCUCACAUCUGUAUGCAACUCAAAAUCAGCCUUAUCACAAUACAAGCUAAGAUUUAAAGCCGUUUGAUUUAAGUCAUUACUACGUUAACCCCAUUUUAUGUACAUAUUUACUGACUUAUAUAUACUUCUUGAGCAUAUACUGUAGCCAUAUUUAUAGUAGUGUUAUACCUAGCUUAUAUAUUUCUAUUAACCUCUUAUAAUAUACAUGUAUCAGUAUUAUAUGUAGUUUAUAUACUGUUUUAAUGAUUUUAACUAAGACCCCGACUCUUAGCAAAUACCUGGCGAUAAAAUACAAUGCAACAUAAGAUAACAACAUAGGUACCUACUUAUUAAAAACAUAAUUACCUAGCAUGAUUUUUACCAUAAUAUUCCAUAAUAUGUGAGAGUACAGCACUAUAUUCCACGACACGGAGUACGAGGGUCUAUUUCAUGUUAUAUAUAUUUGCUAAUAAAUAUUCUAAUAUUAUAUAAUAAUAUCUAAACAUAUCACAAAUGAAUUUUUAAUAUAUUUAUUUAUUGUUACCCAACAUUUUUCUCCUGUUAACAUUUUUAGUAGUUGUACCUACCUACAGAUUGUGGUACCUAUUUUGUAAACUAUAUUGUUUUUAGUUAAAUAACUAACGGUACCUAACUUCAUUAUUUUUAUAUCAAUUUUCUCCUGUUAGUAUUUUAAAGCAGCUCAAAUGUUGAAUAUUUAUAUCGUAUCUAUUUACCUAAUCAUUGUUUAUUUUUUUACAUUAAUUUGAACGUCAAGCACAGUACAACAAUAGAACUUCAAUGCAACAACUUUGAAGGCCUCUCAUAUUGCGAUAAACUAUAAAAACUGAAGUAUUAACUCGUACACACAUGGUGUGGAGUAACUUCAAGCAACAAUAAAAGGAGCGGGUCUCUCAUCCCGUGGAAUUUAAAAUCAUCUGUGGUCCAAUAUUUGCAACCCGCGCCAAAUAUCGUGUAUUCCACGUUCAUAAAAGAUUU